Ostertagia ostertagi is the source of this 3942-nucleotide messenger RNA. The record is from the annotation of a GenBank genome assembly. NCBI's taxonomy places the organism in Eukaryota, Metazoa, Nematoda, Chromadorea, Rhabditida, Trichostrongylidae.
CAACGUCGAAGCGAUAUAGAAGCAGAGAUUGCCCAGCGUACGGCCGAUGAAGCGCUAAGAGAUGCAAUCGCUCCGGUGACGAAUCGUCUUGCUCAACUUGUCAAUGAUGCUGAUCGCUUGUUAGGAGAUGCCGAAGGAGUACCAGCACAAUAUAGACCAAGUGCUGAAGAGCUGAGCAAUGAAUGCAAGAAAGCUGUUGAACUUCUACGGAACGCUCCUAAGACUCAUCCAUCCGUGGAAACUCUUGAAACUGCGCUUUCAUCCGCUGAGAACAUGAUUCCAGUUCUAGAGGAACGUGCGAAUAAUUGGGAUGAAUUUGUGAAGGUGAGGGAUGAAGCCGAUGUUGAAUUGGACAAAUUGAGGCAACCACUUGAUGAAGUGUUGGCGAAACCACGUAGAACAAUCAACGAUGCCAAACUUGACUUUGAUGUAAUAUCUGCCGAACGUCAAAAAUCUCAUAUACUCGAUGGUAAAGUUCGUCGACUUCAAGAACUCUCGGAACUGCUUGAUCCUUUGGACAGCGCCUACGCUGACGUUCGUUUCAUCGACGUUGACGCGGAACAGACAGUGCAACAAUACGAUGAUGUGCUGAAUGAGUUGUCGAGUGAAAUCGAAGACGAAAGCCUGCUAUGCGAUUCAGUCGAUCAUUUUAUCACUGAAAUGAACGCUAUUUGUGAAUCGCUUGCUAAGCAACCAACAAAGGAGACUAUUGAGAACAUAGAACAGUUCCAAAUUCCAGCAUUACGAGCACAACUUUCGAUGCUACAACAGAAACAUGAUGAAGCCAAUCACGGUCGUAAGCAUGUUGAUCCAGACUCGUCGCGCUUGUCGAUUUUGAACGAUCGUAUGGGUUCGUUGGAUGCGUUACUCCGCGAUGCGAAAGCAUCGACAGAGAAGGACGAACAGGAUCGCCUCAACGAACGACUUCGAAUCGGAAUAUUCGAAUUACAAUCGAUACCUCUUCGUGAUUUAUCUGAAAAGUCGUUGGAUGACAUCGAGAAAGAAAUCCAUGUUCUGCCAAGUGAAAACGCAGAACCACUUCAGAAGCAGAUCGACGACAUGCGUAAGUCGAAGAAACAACAUGACGAUGACCUACGACAAGCACAAGAACGUUUGGCUAUGAUCGAAGAUGCGAUCGCAACGCUUCCAUCUACACGUGAUAUUGAGACACUUGAAGCGAAUUUGGGACGUAUGCGAGACGCUCGAGAUAGUUUAGCGAAUGUAUCACCAGAUCUGUUAGCUGAAGAGAAUAUUGGGAACAGAGUGGAGGAUCUGAGAAAAACCAUUGACGAUUUAUCGAAACGUGAUGAAGAAGAGCUACAGAAGAUGCUAAUUGAUCGUGAUACUCGCAACAACGCCAUCGAGUCAUUGGAGCAAAUUCAGCGUGAAGUGGAAGAGCUGGAGAAAGCCCUACCAAUAACGUUGCCGUCUUCAUCUGAUUUAAUUGAUUUCCAACAAGCUAGAACACCAAAGCUACUCUCCAAACUCGAUGCAAUAUCUGAUGUUCCAGUCGAUUUGCUACCAAAGAAAGAAGAUCUUUCAAAUCGAAUCGACAUGAUUAACAAGAAAUUAGACGAUCAAGUGCAUGAAAUGGAGGAUUUCGAACAGAAAACUGUUGACUUGCAAAACGUUGUUGAUGAAUGCCGUGGUAAACUGAGAAUUCGUGAUACACCUGCUCCUAUCGAUGAUGUGACUAAGGAUGAGCAAGAUCUGUCAGCAAUUCUUGUCGCUGUCGAUUCAAUUCCACAAGAAGAUCUUUCACCGAGGAAUCAAUUGGCUCGAGAUGUGAACAAUAUUAAAGAACAAGUGAAGGGUCAAUUGGCAACCUUGCGGAAAGCUCUACCGGAUGAAAUGAAAGCACGUCAACAACAAGAUGAACUCAAGGAUCGCCUAUCAAGUAUUGCUGAUGCUUUGACAAGAGUCGAUCCUGAGAAUUUGGAAUCAGCUAAGCAACAAAUGGCAUCAAUUGAUACUGAACUACAGAAACUGAGUGGUGUCGCGGAUGCGUAUCAGCAAUUCGCUACCAGCCCAUCAUCAGUUGUCAGUCACGAUGAUCUCGAUAAGACUCUACCGGAACAAGUGCAGAAGUUGAAGAAGGAAUGUGAUGAGAAGAAGAAGGAUAUCGAACAGAUUGCGCAGUUGAAGUCAGUUGCGCCUGAGAUUCUUCUCAUUUCCGAAAGUCUACAGCAACAACCUGAAGAGAUACCACACAAUCUCAACGAUCAGCAAUCAGUGCUUGAGGAACUCGAGACAAAGAAGCAACGUCUUGAAAAUCUCAUACAAACGAUCCCUGUUGGCGAAGCGACGGAAGAGCUGCGACAGAGGAGCGCAUGGGAUCUGUCGAGACUGAAAGAUCUACUGAAAAGGCUUGGUGAUUCAGUUGGAGAUAAGCUUGCUGCGUUAGCUGCAUUCAAUGUUGCACGCAAAGAUGCUGAAGAUCAGCUGUUGAUGAUUGCCAGCUCUGAUGUUGACGAGAAAGGAAUAGAGGAUCUGAAGAACGACGAAGAUUGUCUUCAGAUACUGCAGGAACGAGUCCGUCAAGUAGACGGUGACCAGCUAGAUGACGAGCAACGCGAUGAAUAUUCCAGCCUACUUGAUCGCCUCAGGCGGUUGCUCGCGGUCACUAAGCAACGUCGAAGUGACAUGGAAAUAGAAAUGGCUCGACGUGCAGCCGAUGAAGAACUGAGAAAUGCUAUCACACCAGUAUCUGUUCGCCUUGUUCAACUUGUCAAUGAUGCUGAUCGCUUGUUAGGAGAUGCCGAAGGAGUACCAGCACAAUAUAGACCAACUGCUGAUGAGCUUAUUAAUGAAUGUAGAAAAGCUGGUGAACUUCUGAGAAACGCACCUGCGGCUCAUCCUUCUGUGGAAUUCCUCGAAGUUGCACUCUCAUCUGCUGAGAGAGUAAUUCCUGUUUUACAUGAGCGUGCGAACAUCUGGAAUGUAUUCGUGAAAGUUCGAGACGAUGCCACGAAAAUACUGGAGUCGGUAGAUGCAAAUCUUCCACGAUUACAACCGGGAGCCGCACUCCUAUCUACGUCAGAAGGAGAGGAUCUCCUAAACUACUUGAAAGAAAUGUACGGUGACAUCGAGCGGCUUCGUACUGCAGAGAAGCAGAUGAAUGAGCUAGCGCUUCUUUUGCGGCCUCUUUUGCAGCCGCAGCAAGAAAUACGCUUCUUCACUGUCGAUCAAGAAAAUACAGAGAAACAUUAUGAGGAAAUUAUGGAAAGGGUUGCAACAGAGCUCACUGCCGAAGCACAACUAAACCGCACCCUUGAGAUUCUCACUACUGAACUUACUCAAUGCAGCGAGGAGCUGACAUCCGCCACUGGACUAAAAGACCGUCUGAGUCACGAAUCGCUACUCCAGGACAUUAUUGCACAUUUGGAGAACCAGAAAGUGAUUGUCGAGCGCAGUGCACAAGGUCGACAAUUCAUAGAGAGCAAUACAUCGAUAAGCUUAGAUCUGCUGAUGCAACGUGCUCAAGAGCUUCUCGAAACACUUCGCCGAGCCCCACCAUCCACCUAUGAAGCAGCUGCGGAGGAAUACGACGUCGAUGCAGCUGCUGACGUACUUGCCGCACUUUAUCCGGAAGCGCAUCCUUACAGUGUACUAGCAGAACACGGAUUUGAAGGUAUCGGAUCGGAUGAUACGGAUUCAAAGAGUGAAUUGGAAUCGAUCGGUGGAUCGUCUUCCGGAUUACUCUCUCCCCUACCAGAGACAAGCACGGGCCUUGUGGCCCCAUCACAAUUCCAUCGUCAGAGGUCGCGAUGGAGACGGGUUUUACGUACAGCACUACCUCUUCAGGCAAUGCUGGUUCUGCUGUUGGGAGCAGCUUGUCUAGUUCCACACUGCGAUGAUGAGUACUGCUGUCAACUAUUGAACAAUUUCGCAAGAAGCUUUGAUCCAUCUCUCGAAUUUAUCAAUGGACCUCCGCCUUUCUAG